AUGGCUUUAUUUGAAAUUAUUAUUUCAUUAUUUGUUGUUUAUAUUAUACAUAAUGCUAUUUCAAAAUAUAAAAAAAUUCAUGUUAAUGAGUUAUGUGGUCCAACCCCAAUUCCAAUUUUAGGAAAUCUCCAUCAAUUUGGAGAAUUACCUCAUAGAGUAUUAACAAAGAUGACUAAAAAGUAUGGCCAUAUUUUAAGGGUUUAUAUGGCAGACAUGUACACUGUUGUUGUAUCUGAUCCAUUAUUAAUUAGAGAAAUGUAUGUUGAUAAUUCUGAUAUUUUCACCGAUAGAGUUAAAAAACCAUCAGUUGAACAUGGAACAUUUUAUCAUGGUACAGUUACAAGUUAUGGUGAACAUUGGAAAAACAAUAGAGAAAUUGUUGGUAAAGCAAUGAGAAAAACAAAUUUAAAACAUAUUUAUGAAUUAUUAGAUAAACAAGUUGAUGUAUUAAUAAGAUCAAUGAAAUCAAUUGAAACCAGUGGUAAAACAUUUGAUACUCGUUAUUAUAUUACAAAAUUUACAAUGUCAGCAAUGUUUAAAUUUCUUUUCAAUCAUGAUAUUCCAGAGGAUGAAGAUAUUAAUAAAGGUGAUACACAAAAAUUGAUGGGUCCAAUGUCUGAGGUUUUUCAAAAUGCUGGUAGAGGUAGUUUAUUUGAUGUCAUAAAUAUUACUCAACCACUUUAUCUUUUAUAUUUAGAAAUGUUUGAUCAAAGUUUUAAAGAUAUUAUGAAAUAUCAUAGAGAGAAAUAUAAUGAACAUUUAAAAACCUUUGAUCCAGAUGUUGAAAGAGAUUUACUUGAUAUUUUAAUUAAAGAAUAUGGUACUGAUAAUGAUGAUAAAAUUUUAUCAAUUUUGGCAACAAUUAAUGAUUUUUUCUUAGCAGGUGUUGAUACAAGUUCAACUGCUUUAGAAUCAAUGGUAUUGAUGUUAACAAAUUAUCCAGAAAUUCAAGAAAAAGCAUUUGAUGAAAUAAAGACAGUUGUAAAUGGUAGAAGUAAAGUUAAUUUAUCAGAUAGACAAUCAACACCUUAUUUAGUUGCUGUAAUAAAAGAAACAUUAAGAUAUAAACCAAUGUCACCAUUUGGUUUACCAAGAUCUUCAUCAAAGGAUUGUAUGAUUGGUGGUCAUUUCAUUCCAAAGAAUGCACAAAUUUUAAUUAAUUAUCAAGCACUUGGAAUGAAUGAAGAAUAUUAUGAAAAUCCAGAACAAUUUGAUCCAUCAAGAUUUUUAAAAGUUGAAUCAAAUGUUGCAUUUUUACCAUUUAGUAUUGGUAUUAGAAGUUGUGUGGGUCAAAGUUUUGCUCAAGAUGAGCUAUACAUUUGUAUUUCAAAUAUUCUUUUAAAUUUUAAAUUAAAAUCAAUUGACGGUAAAAAGAUUGAUGAAACUGAGGAAUAUGGCCUCACACUAAAAACUAAAAAUAGAUUCAAUGUAACUCUUGAAAAAAGAAUUAUCUAA
Dictyostelium discoideum AX4 is the source of this 1455-nucleotide messenger RNA. RefSeq names its product cytochrome P450 family protein (gene CYP508A1-1). NCBI's taxonomy places the organism in Eukaryota, Evosea, Eumycetozoa, Dictyosteliales, Dictyosteliaceae. The record is from RefSeq and is a predicted model, not a curated record. Bases 1 to 1455 code for a protein of 484 amino acids. The transcript has 5 exons.